AUGAAAUGGGUGGAAGGUGCAAAACAAGGCAUUGUCGUGGCUGGUGGUCAAGGACAAGGAAAUGGUCUUACACAAUUGUCUUGUCCUGGAGGAGUCGUUGUCGAUCAAUUGGGCACUGUCUAUGUGGCUGAUGAAGUGAAUGAUCGAAUCAUGCGUUGGCCCAAAGGAGCCACACAGGGAAGUGUCAUUGUUGGUGGAAACGGUAGAGGAGGACAAUCGAACCAACUCUAUGGGCCCUUCGGUUUGUCAUUCGAUCGACACGGUAAUCUCUAUGUCGUCGAUAACGGAAAUCAUCGAGUACAAAAAUUCAAUAUCAAUUCAAAUACAUAAUGGAUGUUGCGGGUGUGGGUGUAGGUAUGAGUCUUGUCCUCACAAACGCUGGGCACUCCCAUCAUAAGGGAACAACUGAAAGUAGAAUGAUACUUUCAUACAGACUUGUAAAAUUCAGCGUAUUCACAAAAUCAGAAAAAAUAAAUCGACCUGGAAGCCAGGUCAGGCCGAAAAAACGUGGCCUACUGGUAGCUCUAGUGUACCACUGAAGCGAAGACUGAUUGAUUGGAUGACAUCGUGACAAAAAAGUGAAGAAUCACUAGAAAGAGGAAUUUCUAAGUUUCGACCGACUAAAAUUGAAUCGAAUAGUUGAUAUUUCGUCCACUCGUUGCAUCCGUCGUUGAUUUUUUCGUGUCUGGUUGAGUUGAAGCUUCACAUAGACGAAUUUCUUUCCAAAUUUGGAAAUCGAAGAACGCAAUGACUGUACCAUUGAAAUAGAGUUUAUUGUAUUUGAUAAAGGACGAGCAUAGAUUUAGUUGUAUCUUGAAACCAAGUUCGUUGUGUUAUCCUAGUUUUGAUUAUAAGGAUAAAUGAAUAAUGCCGAAUUGUUAGGAAAAGCAAAUUUUAAAGUUGGGGUGUUAGAUCUCCGCAAUACUAAAUUGUUCGUCACAAUAUUUUAGAAUUAAAUUAGCCAUGUAGACAAUUUAAUUAGGCUCGAUGAAAUAUCAACAAUGAAAAUGGAGUCAAAUAUAAAGAUUGAGCUGGUCAUCUGUUAUAGACCAUUGGCUGUAGUGAAGUAAUGAUCGUAAAAUAAUGAACUAUUUCUCAUUUAAAAUUGAAUUUCCAAGGUGAAACAGAUCCCACUGUUUUGUCUUUUAAUGAGAUUUCAUUCAAUUGAAACAACAAAUUUUAAAGGUGUGGAUUUUUUCAUUAAGCAUAACAUUAUUUUCACUCAACAACAAUUCCAUUUAUAGUAUCAC
This is a messenger RNA of Rotaria sp. Silwood2, 1250 nucleotides long. The record is from the annotation of a GenBank genome assembly. NCBI's taxonomy places the organism in Eukaryota, Metazoa, Rotifera, Eurotatoria, Philodinida, Philodinidae.